AUGUACCUGAACACUCUGGCCGGGCGUUCCUACAGUGAUCUCAUGCAGUACCCCGUCUUCCCCUGGAUCCUAGCUGACUAUCAUUCCCAGACUUUGGACCUGACCGACCCCAGUGUCUUCCGUGACCUGUCGAAGCCCAUGGGGGCUCAGACAGCCAAGAGAAAAGAGAAGUUUAUCCAGCGUUAUAAAGACGUAGAGAAGACUGAAGGCAGCCUCUCGGCCCAGUGCCACUACUGCACCCACUACUCCUCCGCCAUCAUCGUGGCCUCCUACCUGGUGCGCGUAGAGCCCUUCACCCAGAUCUACUGCUCCUUGCAGGGAGGAGGUUUUGACGUCGCGGACAGGAUGUUCCACAGCCUGGGCAGCACCUGGGACUCCGCUUCGAGGCAGAACAUGACCGACGUGAGAGAACUCACCCCCGAAUUCUUUUACCUGCCGGAAUUCUUGACAAACUGCAACCAGGUUGCAUUCGUCUAA
Molecule: messenger RNA, 477 nt
Organism: Gekko japonicus
Lineage: Eukaryota; Metazoa; Chordata; Lepidosauria; Squamata; Gekkonidae
Product: WD repeat- and FYVE domain-containing protein 4-like
Exons: 5
Coding region: 1-477 (158 amino acids)
Source: RefSeq, a predicted model, not a curated record